Messenger RNA from Triplophysa rosa, 7659 nucleotides. It is a transcript of the gene crocc2, whose product is annotated as ciliary rootlet coiled-coil, rootletin family member 2. Lineage: Eukaryota; Metazoa; Chordata; Actinopteri; Cypriniformes; Nemacheilidae. Bases 295 to 6306 code for a protein of 2003 amino acids. The transcript is spliced from 36 exons. The record is from RefSeq and is a predicted model, not a curated record.
CUCUCUCUCUCUCUCCCUCUAUCUGUCUCUCUCUCUCUCCCUCUCUCUCUCUCUCUCUCUGUGUAUGAUCCCUCCCUCCCUCACUCUCGCUCACUCACAGUCUCCCUCCCUCCCUCUCCCUCUCUCUCUCUCUCUCUCUGGUCUCUCUCAGUUGUCUGUGGGUGUGUGUUCGGGACGGUUUGGCUCUGUGUAACAGGAUUUGAUUUGUUUGCUCGGGUUCACGUGUUUGUGUUGUGAUUCGUGUUUAGUCUCUCAGUGAUUGUGAUGUUUGAAUGAAAUGAUUCAAAGUGAGUGAUGAGUGCGUGUGAAAACUCAAGUGACUUGAGACUGGAGUCCGUCAUUCAGAGGUUGGAGGAGAGCGUUCUGUCUGAAGACAAGCGGCUGACGGUUGGAGGAUCUUCUCCAGAUGAAACAGCGAGUUUACCGGCUCGUGUACGAGAGAUUGUGUCCAGAAACCUGAGUGACACCGGUGCAGCGAUGUCGUCAGUUCUGUCUCUUCAGGAGGAGAACCGUCUCCUGCAGUCAGAACUGAGUCGUGUGGAGGAUCUGCUGGCCCACAGUCGAGCCGAGAGAGAUGAACUGGCCAUCAAAUACAGCGCCAUCAGUGAGAGGUUGGAGCAGGCGUUGCGUUUGGAGGGGGGUGACGGAGGGAUGGACUCACCUGAGUCUCGCAGUCUGGCGCAGCAGAACGUGAAUCUGCGCAGACGCUUGGAUGAGGAGCAGGCAGCGUAUAAACGCAAACUCACAGCGUAUCAGGAGGGACAACAGAGACAAGCUCAACUCGUACAGAAACUACAAGCCAAAGUUCUGCAGUAUAAGAAGAAGUGUGGAGAUCUUGAGCAGACGCUGAUGGAGAAAUCAACUGAACUAGAGAAACACAAACUUACCGGUCGGUGUGAUUUCAGCAGUAACGGUCAUCGCAGGGAAGAAGAUGAACACAGCAGUGAUUUGGAGAGCGCCCUCAUCCGUCUGGAGGAGGAACAGCAGAGGAGCAGCGGUCUGUCCGCAGUCAACGCCAUGCUGCGCGAGCAGCUGGAACAGGCCGGACUGGCCAAUGAGGCGCUCAGUCAGGACAUCCGCAGACUCACUGCCGAUUGGACCAAAGCCAGAGAAGAGCUGGAGCAGAGAGAGUCUGAUUGGAGGAGGGAAGAGGAGUCGUUUCACAGUUACUUCACCAGCGAGCACAGUCGUCUGCUGGCGCUCUGGAGACAGGUGGUGGGCUUCCGCAGACACGUGUGUGAACUCAAGAGCGCCACUGAGAGGGAUCUGUCGGACAUGAGGAAGGAGCUGGUGUGCGUGUCUCAGAGCGCUCAGCUGCAGUGUGUGAGCGCGUGUGCGGCUCUGAGGAGUCGUGAGGACGGCUCGGCUCUGGUUCUGGAGAGAGAGACGGCUCAGAGACUGCAGCUGGAGCAGCAGCUGAGAGAGACGCUCACUGACAUGAUGUCAUUACAGAGCAAGAGUGAUUCAGACAGAGCCGGACUCAACACACGGCUUGCAGACGCGGUGAGGGAGGAAGAGCGUCUCAAAGCUCGUAUAGAGGACCAGGAACAAGAAAUCACAACUCUCAACAAUAAACUACAGGAUCAGAGCAGUCAUGAGGAAUCUGAAGUGAACAUUCUGAAGACACACACAGCAGCGCUGCAGAACACACUCAGAGACGUCACACAGCUGCUGUUUUCUGACUGUGAGCCUCUGGAUGGAAGCAUUGAAGAGGUUGUGCUGCCUCUCCUGCGCUCUUCAUCAUCAUCAUCACACAUCAUCCCUGACACCUGUCUGUCUGCUCUCCGCUCAGCUCUGACCAACAGACAACUCCAGCUCCAGGAGCUGCGAGAGCGUCUGCAGUCUGCGCAGUCAUCAGUCCAGCAGCUGCGCAGGCAGCUGGGAGAGGCGGAGUCUGGCCAACAGAAUGCAGAGCUGCGUCUGCAGGCGCUUCAGGCAGAGAGAGAUGAGGCUCAUAGAGAGAGAGAGACAGCUGUGAGAGAGAGAGACAGACUGAGAAAAGAGAGAGACACGCUGAGCAGUGUGAAGGACGGUGUGGAUAAAGCAGCGCAGGGGGCGCAGACGCAGGUGCAGCUGCUGCAGCUGGAGGGUGAGAAACUGCAGCUGGCCGUGACGUCUGCGCAGAGAGAGAGAGACCACGAGAGAGAAGAGAAAGACGCCAUCACACUGGAGAGAGACCGAGCCCGAGCAGAGACAGACAGAAUUCAGCAGCUGAGGGAGGGGUCAGAGACUCGCUCAUCUUCUCUUCGAGCUGAACUGUCUGCAGUGAGAGAAUCUCUCCAGCAGGUGACGAUAGAGAGACAGCUGAUGGACACUGAGAACACACAACUGACAGAUGCACUCAACAGGAGCGAGUCGAGCCGUGCUGAGAUCUCACUGUUGCUCAGUAAGCUUCAGUCUGAGGAGACGUCACUAAGAGAUUCACUCGCUAAGAUGAGCAACAUCAACGAGAGCAUCGCACAUGACAAGUCUGAUCUCAACAGCCUCAUCAUACAGCUGGAGGAGGAGAAGAACAUGUUGGUGUGUCAGAGAAGAGAAGCAGAACAAGAGAAACUGACCAUCAGAGAUGAACUCGUACGCUCUGAGCAGAACAGACUCGAGCUGGAUUCUGUCCGUCUCACUCUACACCAAUCACUGCAGGAGUCUGAGCUGUCCAGGGUGGGGCUGGAGGCGGAGCUUCAGUCACUGCGGGCAGACAGAGGCAAAUUACAGGACAGAAUUACACAGCUGGUCGGGGAGGUGAGCGCUUUGGAGGCGGAGCUCGGUGCUGUCCGUGGUGAAGGGGACAGGCAGAGCACUGCUCUUGAGGAAGCAGGGCGUGGGCGGGCGGAGCUUGCACGGGAGAGGGCGGGGCUCCUGGUUCAGCUGACGGCAUCGGAGAGAGAGAACGCUGUGUUUACCGAAGAGAUCGCUGCCUUUAGGUCAGAGAGAGAGGCUCUGGAGACGAGUCUGUUUGAGGUACAACAGCAAAUGAAUCAGAUUGAGUCUCGACGAGAAAAUCUGGAGUCAGAGAACCAGCAUCUGCGCCUGCGCACUGACACACUAACCGCUGAGUUGAAGCAGUUGCGUGCUGACAGAGAGACAGUUUUGUCUCAGAGUGAGAGAGAGAAAGACAUGCUGAGAGAUGCAUUCACGGCCGCUCAACAGGAAGCACAGCGAUCUCUGCGCAUGGCUCUCUCUGACCACCAGGAGGAGCUGGAGAGACUGACCAAUCAGAAGGAGGCACUGCGCUGCAGUCUGGAGGCUGAACACCAGGUGGCGCUGCGACAGAUCCGAGAACAGCUGGAAGAGGAGAUAAACAGACUGGAGAAAGAGCGAGAUGAACUUCAGGAAGAGCUUCACUCACUGCAGCGAGACAGAGAUCAGCGUCUACUGCAGGCCGAGACCGACAAACAGCAGGCGCUGUCCAUGAAGGAGGCGGAGAAAGCGGUUCUGUCUGAGAAAGUGUGCUACCUACAGACAGAGCUGAGUACUGCAGCGCUUGAACUGGAGAGAAACAACCGAGACAUGAUUCUCCUCAAAGACCAGCAGCGGGUUGCAGUCACAGCUCUAAACACAGAGCUGCAGGAACUGCACAGUCAGCUGCAGGACACAGUGAGUUCACAUGAGCGUGAGCUGCGCAGACUGCAGGAGAACUGCGCAGACCAGCAGACGCGAGCAAACACAGCACUCAGAGAGUUUGAAGAAUGUCGCACACUGCUCUCCGCCAGCGAGGAGAGUCGAGACACCACAAAGCGAGAACUUUUGGAGAUGGAGAAACGCUUGUGCCAAAUACGGGAUGCAGAGGAGAGGCAUAGACGAGAUGGGGUGGAGCUACGACGGUCCAUCAGUGAUGUCACCCAAGAGAAAGACGCUCUGAGCCAAUCAAACGUUCAGCUGAGAGAAGCUCUGAGAGUGGCCGAGAGCGAGAGAAUCAGUGUGAAGCAUGUGUGUGAGGAGAGAGAGCAGAGAGUGUCACUGCUGGAGGAAAAUCUAGCGUCUGCGCAGAAGGAGGUGUCAGAUCUGCGCAGCUGUCUGCGUGAGGUGGAGAGAUCCAGACUGGAGGCGCGCAGAGAGCUGCAGGAACUGCGCAGGCAGGUGAAGGUUCUGGAUGCUGAGCGAGAGCAGAUGGGAAGACAGGUGGCUGAGCUGCAGACGCGUUUGUCUGUGGAAGAUCAGAGAGAUGAGGAGAGAGCAAAAGAACUGAUCACUCUCAAACAGAAGCUCACCAACACGGAAACGUCCAGAAACGCUCUUCAGAAAGAUGUGUGUUCUCUCCAGAGGCGUCUGAGCGAGAGCGAAUCGUGCUGGCGCAGUCAUGAGCGAGAGUUAAUGUCUCAUCUACAGGAGGCCCGCAGCUGUGAGAAGAAGCUCCAGGACGAGGCGCGUAACCUCGCCACGCGUGCGCAGACGGCCUCCGACGCGUCUGUGCGGAUGCAGCUGCAGCUGAGUGAGGCGCAGGGUCGUCUGGCUGCGACGGAGGCGGAGCUGUCGCGUGCGGAGGCGUCCCGCAGAGAUCUAGAGUUCAGGCUGUGCAGUCUGCAGUCGGCGCUCACGCGUACGCUGGGCAUCGGGACCAGGGGGCGGAGCAGCAGCAGAGGGCGGAGUCCGGUCGGCUCCUCUCCAUCCUCUAUGAUCUCUCUUUCCGGACGUAGGAGCGUGUCUCCACUGCGCUGCUCGCUGUCGCCAGCCAAAGACGUGGCAGGUAAUAUCACUCCUGAAAACACAGUUGUGCUGAGGCCGUUGUCUCCAGAGAGGACUGAUGCCCCGCUGCCCGUCGCCCCGCCUGAGCUUGACCCUGAAACUCUUCGCAGCGGUCUGAGAGACUUCCUGCAGGAGCUGCGAGACGCUCAGAGACAACGAGAUGAGGCACGCGGUCAGCUGGGGUCACUGCAGAGAGAGUUCGAGGAAGUGACAUCAGAGAGAGACUCUGCCCACCAGCGCGUCCUUCAGCUGCACAAUACACUACAAGAGUGUCAAGAGGAUAAGCGUGUGCUGGAUGACAAACUGUCGACAGCUCAAGCUCAGCUGCAUCAGCAGGAAGAGCUGCAGCGGAGAGGAGAGAGAGACAGACGCGCACUAAACGACAAAAUCAAAGAGCUGGAGAGAAUCUUACUGAACACUGAAGCUGAACGCAGGCGUGUGGAGGAGCAGUGCGGUAAACUGAGGGCCGGAGAGGCGCGGCUGGAGGCGGAGCGGCGCCGGCUGCGUGAGGCUUUGGAGGCAGCUGAAGGGCGUGGCACACAGGUGGAGCUGGAGAGGCGGAGCUUAGAGGGAGAGCUGCAGAGACUGAGAUUGAGUCUGGCAGAGAGAGAGACAGAGAUCCAGUCUGCUAAUGAAAGACAUGACAACACCCUCAAACAGGUGGCAGAGGGUGAAGGACAUAACUCGUCUCUUCAGAGAGAGGUGGACAGACUGACGCUCCUACUGUCUAAAGCUCAGGAGGCAGAGACGGUUCAGAAAGAACGAGCCCUCGCUCUCUCUCAGGACCUGCAGGAAGCCACGGCAGCUCACAGCGUCACUCAAGGGCGUCUGGCAGCGCUGCAGAAAACACUGGGUCAGACUGAGAAUGACCGCAGACAGCUGCAGGAGCGUGCAGACGGACUCCGAUCAUCCGUGUCUGAUGGGAAGCGUAACACCACCGCUCUGAUGGAGCAAGUGCAGACACUGCAGUCAGAACUGAGUCAGAGUCAGCUGCGCACAUCUGAACUGGAGACGGAGCUACACAACACACAGGAGGCUCUGCGGCAGAGGUCCGACAGUCUAACCGAAGCUCAGCGCAGUCUACAGGCUGCUCACGCAGAUAAAGUGUCUUUAGAAGAGCGCCUGCGCAGUCUGCAGAGAGCAGUAGCGUUACUGGAGACAGAGAAGAGAGAUGUGGAGAGACAGGCCGUCCGCCUGGAGAAAGACAAAAGCGCGUUGAGAAACACUCUGGAUAAGGUGGAGCGGCAGAAGCUGCAGACGGAGGAGAGCAGCAUGCGUCUGUCUGCAGAGAAAGGACGACUGGAUCGCGCGCUCAACGGCGCGGAACAAGAGCUGCAGGACGCACAGAGACAGAUCGCACUGCUGCAGGCUCAGCUGGCUGAACUGGAGCAGACUCACAGCGCGAGCGAGCAGUCGGCCCGUCUGCGUGAGGAAGCACAGCGCGAGGCCGAGCGUCUGCGCAUCGGUCAGAGAGAGGCGGAGCGAGCGCUGGCGGCACGUGAGAGAGUUCACCGUCAGCGGGUCAAAGGUCUGGAGGAACAAGUGUCAACACUGAAGGAACAAUUACAGCACGAGAUCCGACGCAGAACACCGUUCGUAUCGCCCACAUCUACUGUCGGCUGAUCCCACACUCACCUGUGACGUCACCAUGACACAAAUAUGAGCGGUUAUGAUCAUGACAUUUUUAACCUUACAGAGAAAUCAUUUUGAAGAAUGUUUGAUAUGAAUAAUGUUACUAUAAUCUUACAUUCCCUAAUCAAUGACCAAUAAUGAACAGAAAUAACGUUACUUGAAGAUACAUUUUUACUGUAGUUUUUACUGUUUACAGACGAGAACACCUGACUGAAGGAAAUCUGUGAAAACGUGUUUGUAUGCGUCUCUGACAUACAUUUAUGAACCUGUCACAAUAGUUAAAUUGCUCAUAUUUUACCUCUUGUGCUUGUUUCGUUUUUUAUGAUACAUUUCAUUGACGUAAACUGACCUUUCUGCUCAAUCUUCUGCUCUGAAUACAAAAUAUGAAGGUCUGUGAACAUUCAAAGAGUUCUAUUUCACUGAGUUUUGCGGGGUUUUGUUAAGGGAAGGUGUUUAAUAGGAUUAAAUAAUAAAAGUCUGUCAGAAAUCCUACACUCUUGCGCGCGUGACACCUGCUGCUCAUGAACGGCGUGAAAUUGUUACGUUCAUUUAAACGUCAGUACAAUUCAAGCUAGAUUAAUAUUUUUCUUGUUUUCAAUAUUUAUACAUUUUUUCGAAAAUAACUUGAUUAUGGUGAAAGUUUUACACAAUGGGAAAAUAUGUUGUAGAGUGUUUUUAUAUUACAGGGUCAUUCCACGAAAUCGGUGCCUUUUGUGUCCCUGAUGAAUAAUCAGACAUAGAAUUACUAUAACAACAAAUACAUGUUUUAUUUAAACUGAUACCAACACUAAGGCCCGGUUUCACAGACAAGGCUUAAGGCUAGUCUCGGACUAAAAGGAAUGUGUGACCUGUCUUAACUGAAUAUAACUUACCCAGAAACAUCUUAAAAUAUAUUAGUGCCAUUGUUUUGUCUCAAGAUGCACACCAGUAAUGUAUUCUUCUAAGGCAUUUUCAUAAAAGCGACAUAAAUAUCUUAAUUCAACUAAGGCAUAGUCCUGGCUUAAGCUAAGCCGUGUCUGUGAAACCGGGCCUACAUGUUCUUUCAUCAAUAUUACAUUAAAAUAAAAUAAAAUAAAUAUUAUUUAAAAUAAUUAAAAUUGUAUUUAUGCUGGUAAGUGUAAAGUUUUUGGCCUGUCCCUUGCAAUGAUUUUCGAUUUUCAGCAGUAUUUUUACCUUGCAAAUUAAAGCAAAUAUGUAAAAAAUAUAUAUGUCCGUAUUAUUCUAAGUGUAGCUUCAUUAUUAAACAAUGUUUUGGAAUAGGUAUACAUUAUCAGUUUAAAAUAUAAACCAUUUUAUGUAUGUCGCUGAUUCUAUGUCACCACUGUUACUUUCACCAAAAAAAAC